AUGGGCUCUGCUGGCAAAGAUGAAGUCUACGUGACUGUUUCGGCACUCGAAGCAGGCCAAUUGACCUUGCCGGAAAGAUUGUUCAUUACAGAUGCUGACCCUGAGAAGAAGGCAACUGUACCUUCUCUGUCCUUCUUGGUUCAACAUGCCUCGCAGGAUGGAAAGAGCACCAAGUUCGUCUUCGAUCUGGGUCUGAAGCGUGACUUGACGAAAUAUCCUCCGGCACAACAAGCUCAUAUCGCCAAUCGCCAGCCAACCAUCCUCCACCCUGACUGUGCGGACAGCCUCAGAGCUGGGGGUCUCGACCCUGCAAAGGAUAUCGAUAUUGUCAUGCUAAGUCACGUCCACUGGGACCACGAAGGCACGCCAGACGACUUCCCCAACUCGCAGUUUGUUGUCGGAUCCGGAACCCUGCAUUUACUCGAGAACGGCGCUCCUCCACAUUAUCCGCAAGAAAUCUUCAACGCAAAUCUCUUGCCGCGGGAUCGAACAUCAGAAUUACCUCCCGUGUCCAAGAGCAGCACAACCGCAGCGGGCAAGCAGACGGGCCAUACGUGGAAACCGUUUGCAGGAUUCCCUGCCACGGUCGACUUUUUUGGCGACGGGAGCGUCUACAUUGUAGACAGCCCUGGCCAUCUUUUUGGGCAUGUUAAUCUACUUGCGAAGACGGGGCCACAGAAAUGGGUCUAUCUGGGCGGCGACUGCUGUCAUGAUCCGCGCAUCUUGACAGGCGAGAAAGACGUGGCGCUCUAUGAUGAUGGACAUGGGGGCCUCAGGUCGGUUCAUGUCGAUACGGAGCAGGCGAAGGAGACUUUGAGACGGAUUGGACCUUUAUUGAGGACACCGACGCCUAGUCUAGAAGGCGACAACCACGUCGAGGUUAUUGUUGCGCAUGAUGGAGAGUGGAGGAAGAAGAACCCGGAUAAAUUCUUCCCAGGGACGAUAUAG
Exophiala xenobiotica is the source of this 948-nucleotide messenger RNA. RefSeq lists its product as uncharacterized. The coding region runs from base 1 to 948 and encodes 315 amino acids. The record is from RefSeq and is a predicted model, not a curated record. NCBI's taxonomy places the organism in Eukaryota, Fungi, Ascomycota, Eurotiomycetes, Chaetothyriales, Herpotrichiellaceae. The transcript has a single exon.